Molecule: messenger RNA, 1596 nt
Organism: Plasmodium knowlesi strain H
Lineage: Eukaryota; Apicomplexa; Aconoidasida; Haemosporida; Plasmodiidae
Product: aminomethyltransferase, putative
Exons: 1
Coding region: 1-1596 (531 amino acids)
Cellular component (GO): mitochondrial matrix
Molecular function (GO): protein binding
Source: RefSeq, a predicted model, not a curated record
AUGAAUAAAUACCUCUUGUGCAGAUUAAAAAAUAGGACGCUCGUGCAAAUUUGUGGAACCGACUCUUUCAGAUUUCUGCAAAGUUUGACAACGAACGAUUUAAAUAAAAUAAUAACGGAAAAAGAUUUUUCUUUAUAUAAAAAUAUCCCCAAAAAUGUAUUAUCCAGCCUGGAUGGUACAAAUUCGUAUCAACUGUGUGGCCAUAAUGUAAACCACAAAAAAUGGACCAAGGGGUUGCCUUCCCUAUUUUUACAAAACAAUGGCAAAAUAUUGGCUGACUGUUUUUUAUACAAUGUAAAAUAUACCAAUGAAGAGAAUACCUUUAGUCUAUUCUACAUGGAUUGCAAUAUGGAUGCAUCCAGAAUGUUGCUCAGCCUAUUGGAAAAGCGGAAGCUCUCAUGUGAUGUUCAUUUUAGCCAGAUGACCAACAUCGCGGUUUAUCAGCUCUUGUCAUGUCCACCCGUUCUGCGAGGGGGCAUUUCCAAUAUCGACACGAUUAACAGCGGUGGAGAUAGCGCUACCAAAAUGGAGGGCGAACUAUCUACUCUUUCCAAUGACCCAGGAAUAUUCUUCCUGUCGAAAGAUGCAAGAAAUGAUUUAUUAGGAUAUAGAAUGUAUCAAAUUAGGGGGAAGGAAGAGGAACUCGUAGACGAAAAAAAGGACAAAGGUAUAGGCAUUAUUAUGACAACAGACUUUGUAAAUUCCUCCUGCAGCAAAACGCCCGAGGGGGAGAUGGACGAAUUUAGCAACGGGGAUAUGAAGGAGACAUGCAAAUUGCUUCUUAGCUUUGAAAAGGAAGAAAAGGUAAAUCUGCCUGCCACUUUCGUGUAUGACUAUAUGAAGCUGAAUUUAGGAGUUGUGGAAAAUUUGUAUUCAAACGAUUCGCUUUUGGGGAGGAAUAGGCAGGGAAGCACAAGCGAUUCGCCUUGUUCAUCUGUUCAUGGUGGCCCCAAUGUGUCCAACGCGACGAAUGUUGCGAAGGGGAAAAUUGACAGAGACGCGUUCAAAUUUAAAGAUCUCUCCCCCUUCGAUCUGAACUACGAUAAGUUAAACUAUUUGGCAAAAGACAAAGGCUGCUAUGUAGGCCAAGAAGCAAUAAACAGAACAAGGAACGAAAUAUUUAUAAAUAAGUACCAACUGACCAUGUGUGUAAAUUACGAUUACCUCGAAAUGUUCCUGCAUAAUUGCGACAGUUUAAACAAAACUAUUUUAGCUGAUUCUUUUUUUCACAAGUACGUAAAACAAAUUAAUAAUAAGAGUUCAUUCAAGCCAACUUUUUUUUUGUUGAAAAAUGCAUCCAAAAGUUUGGAACCUUCCAUUAACUAUGAACAACAAUUUAAUGUUAUUGUCCAGGAGGAUUCUGCAAAAGGUGGUGAUUCCGCAGAUAGGAAGGACUCAGAAAAUGGUACCAUAGUGGGAAAUGUCUUUUUUUAUAACCAUGUGAUGGGACUAUGUUUUCUAAUCAAGAAGCGGAUAGCACAUGUAAGUGCCGACAUUUACUCUCCUACUUCCAAUGUGUAUAUUAAAAAAAAAGUUGGUGAAGAGCACCACCGCGUUUGUCUUUUCCCAUUUAAUUAUCCCACAAAAGCGUUUUAG